AUGCCUUUCGACACAGCUUUAACGCGCAAGCUCGGUAUUCGAGUGCCUGUCGUGCAGGGUGGUAUGCAAUGGGUUGGAUACGCGGAGCUGGCCUCGGCUGUUAGCAACGCAGGUGGACUUGGAAUUCUCACAGCCCUCACCCAACCAACCCCCGAAGACCUCCGCAAAGAAAUCCGCAGAUGUCGCACCAUGACCAAAUACCCAUUCGGAGUGAAUAUUACCCUCCUCCCUGCUAUGGUUCCCCCCGACUACGCUGCCUACGCCCAAGUCGUCAUCGAUGAAGGAGUCAAGAUCGUCGAGACCGCCGGUAACAACCCAGGCCCUGUCAUCAGCCAGCUGAAGAAGGCCGGCACUAUCAUCCUACACAAGUGCACAACAAUCCGCCAUGCCAAGUCCGCCGUCAAGCUCGGCGUGGACUUCCUUUCCAUCGACGGUUUCGAGUGCGCCGGCCACGUUGGCGAGCACGAUAUCACCAACCUCAUCCUUUUGAGCCGUGCGCGCCAGGAACUCGGCGUGCCGUUCCUCGCCUCGGGUGGAUUCGCCGAUGGUCAGGGCCUCGCUGCUGCCCUGGCGCUCGGUGCUGAGGGUAUCAACAUGGGCACUCGCUUCAUGAGCACCGUUGAAGCCCCGAUUCACCACAAGGUUAAAGAGGCUAUCGUCGCAGCUGACGAGAACGAUACUGAGCUUGUGCUGCGCCGGUGGAAGAAUACUACCCGUCUAUUUGCUAAUAAAGUGGCCAAAGAUGCAGUGAAGGUUGAGAAGGAGAGUAAGACUGGCGAGUUCAGCGAGGUUGGGCCUUAUGUUAGCGGCAAGCGCGGUCGUGAGGUCUUCAUCAAUGGUGACGUUGAUUUCGGCGUGUGGACUGCCGGCCAGGUUAUCGGUUUGAUUCACGACAUCCCAACUUGCGAGGUUCUGCUUACUCGGAUUGAGAAGGAGGCCUUGGAAGCAAUGCGCCGCACCAAGUCUUUGUAUAUUGAUGCUCCCUCCAGCAAGCUUUGA
Molecule: messenger RNA, 999 nt
Organism: Penicillium vulpinum
Lineage: Eukaryota; Fungi; Ascomycota; Eurotiomycetes; Eurotiales; Aspergillaceae
Product: NAD(P)H-dependent flavin oxidoreductase
Exons: 4
Coding region: 1-999 (332 amino acids)
Molecular function (GO): nitronate monooxygenase activity
Source: RefSeq, a predicted model, not a curated record